This is a messenger RNA of Aspergillus chevalieri, 510 nucleotides long. RefSeq lists its product as uncharacterized. The transcript has a single exon. NCBI's taxonomy places the organism in Eukaryota, Fungi, Ascomycota, Eurotiomycetes, Eurotiales, Aspergillaceae. The record is from RefSeq and is a predicted model, not a curated record. Bases 1 to 510 code for a protein of 169 amino acids.
AUGUCGACGAACCCGACGAAUGUUAUCCGCUUGGGUGACUCGAGCCAACUUCGAGAAGCCUUCACUUUAGAAGGCCUGCUAACCAUCGUUGGCGACAAGUGGCGAGACGAUGAUGAUACUGCAGCCAACACAUGGAUUGAACUCCGGACAGCCAAAAACGCAUGCCCGCUUCACAUCAGACUCAGCCCUACCAGAAAUCAAGUGGCUUUUAACUGUGCGGUUUCUGUGGACAACACCCCGGGUAAGACCUCUUGGAUCAGGGAGGAGGCUGUGACAAUCGAAAAACUCAAAACGCGUGAAAACCCUCGAAUCAUCGUCUAUGAUCACGGUCGAAAGCACGGCUACCAAAUCCUUUUCAAUUACCAGACUGUUGCCUGGUACAAGCCCGAUGAGAAGGUCCCUGAUGAGAAGGUGACGCAGGUGUGGUAUGGUCGCAAUGAAUAUAACCCCCCUGCUUUUGGUGAACAAAUUACUGUUUCCACGGCAAGGGACUUGGGCCGGUUCAAGUGA